GGUUGCUGGUGGUCAGUUUUCCCUCCUCGUUGACGAAGCUAUCCGGCUAAUGCCGAUGUUUACCUACAGAUACUUUCAUCGUUCAACAUUUUUGGACUCCGUAGCUUAGCUAUAGUAGGAGAAAGGCCGAUAAAGAAACCGGACACCCACAGCAACGUUGUUAACGAAGACUUAUGCUGUCCUGCUAGCAGGGCAAGAUGUUCAACAAGUCAUUUGUUACUCCCUUCGGCGGAGGGACGGGGGGGUUUGGCACCUCAUCGACCUUUGGACAGCAAACGGCCUCUCCUCACAUGAACUCUGUGACUGCAGCUGCAGGUUUUGGGACGACGGGAGGCUUUGGGACGUCUGCGUUCGGGACCACCAGCAACGCUGGAGGACUUUUUGGUUCCACACAGAAUAAACCUGGUCUGUUUGGGUCGAGUACAUUCAGCCAGCCGGCCACGCCCUCCACCAACACCGGCUUCGGUUUUGGUGCGGCGAGCGGCACUUCCACCAGCCUGUUCGGCAGCACUGCAACGGGCACCACCGGCGGGCUCUUCUCCCAGCAGAACAAUGCUUUCGGUGCCAACAAACCCACCUCUUUUGGAAAAGUCUCCCUCCCACCGUGUCCUCCAGGCUUUGGGACGAGCACCAGCAGUGGCGGGCUGUUCGGGGCGACCAACACCACCUCCAACCCGUUCGGCGGAACAACCUCCCUGUUUGGAGGCUCUGGGUUCUCCGCCGCACAGCAGCCGGGAACAACCGUCAAAUUCAACCCUCCUACAGGAAGUGACACAAUGGUGAAAGCAGGCGUGACCACGAGCAUCAACACGAAGCACCAGUGCAUCACGGCCAUGAAGGAGUACGAGAACAAAUCCCUGGAGGAGUUGAGGCUGGAGGACUACCAGGCGGGCAGGAAGGGCCCGACCAACCCGAUGGCUGCGGGGACGGGCAGUUUGUUUGGACCGGCCACGGCCACAUCCAGCACCACCACCGGCCUGUUCGGCUCCGCUGCCCCCAACAACACCAGCUUCUCCUUCGGACAGAACAAGAGCACCUUUGGACCUGCAGCGGCCGCCGGCAGUUUCGGUACGACGGCAGGCGGCCUGUUCGGCCAGCAGACCCAGCAGCAAGCGGCCAACAGCCUCUUCAAGCCGUUCGGCCAGGCCACCACAACGCAGAGCACCGGCUUCUCCUUCGGCAACACCAACACUAUGGGGCAGGCCAACACCAGCAGCAUGGGUUUGUUUGGAAACACUGCAGCGGCUCAGCCGGCGGGCGGGUUGUUCGGCGGCAGUCAGACGAGCGCCGCCACCGGCUUUGGGACCGCCACCGGGCUGUUCGGCCAAACCAACACUGGAUUUGGGAACGCCGCCACACAGCAGAGUCUAUUUGGUAGUAAGUCGGCCGGGUUCGGCACCACCACCACCAGCGCCCCGUCCUUUGGCACUGGCACCGGGCUGUUUGGCAACAAGCCCACCCUCACGCUGGGGACCGGAACCAACACCUCCACCUUCGGUUUUGGUGCAAACCCCGCUGCAGGAAGUCUGUUUGGGAACAAGCCAGCCACUGGAGGACUGGGGACUGGACUGGGAACCAGCUUCGGAGCAGCAGUGGGCACAGGACAGCCGUCUCUGUUUGGGAAUAACCAGAACAAACUGGGCACACUGGGAGCGAUGGGAACAUUCGGCGCGACUGGAUUCAACAGCGGGACCAGCAGCCUGGGCUUCGGGGUUCCGCAGCAGCCAGUCGCGCUCACAGAUCCGAGUGCGGCGGCCGCUCAGCAGGCCAUGAUGCAGCAGCAGCUCAGCGGUCUGGCGUACUCGCCGUACGGAGACUCGCCGCUGUUCAGAAACCAGCUGCUGGACCCCAAGAAGAAAGAGGAGCGUCUGAAACCAACCAAUCCGACGGCCCAGAAGGCUCUGACCACUCCCACACACUACAAGCUGACCCCUCGACCUGCCACCAGAGUCCGCCCCAAAGCGCUGACAUCAUCAGGGGCCUCCAAGUCGCAGCUCUUUGAUGGCCUGGAUGACGACGAGCCCUCUCUCACCAACGGAGCCUUCAUCCCCAGAAAGAGCAUCAAGAAACUUGUGCUGAAGAACCUGAACAGCAGUCAGUACAGCAGUCCAAUCAGCAAAGAGACGGACGACCUCGCCUCGCCUUCAGAGUAUCCACAGAACGGACACAGUCACGUGGAGGAGGAGGACUCGAGGGAGGUGCCGGGCCCCAGCGGCCAGGCAGACGACGACCCGGAGGUCACCCAGUUCUACGUCAACCCCAUCGCCAAGCCGAUCCCGCAGGGGCGCACCCAGACCAGCCUGCAGGACACCAUCAGCGACCUCAACAUGCACAAGCCGGCCCGGAACGGACUGGAGCUGAGCAGCGAGGACAUGUCGGGGUCUGUGGGGGAGGAGUCUCUGCAGGAGGAGAGAGGGGAGGAGCAGCAGGAGUCCCAGCAGUCUCCUCACCCAGCAGGCAUCGUUCUGAACCGUGUGGGUUAUUACACCAUCCCUUCCAUGGAGGAUCUGGCCGAGAUGGUGGAUGAAAACGGAGAGUGCGUGGUGGAGAACUUCACUGUCGGCAGGAAAGGCUACGGCUCCAUCUUCUUCCCCGGCGAGGUGAACGUGACGGGACUGAACUUGGACGAGAUCGUCCACUUCAGACGCAAAGAGGUCAUCGUGUACCCGGACGACAAAAACAAGCCGCCAGAGGGGGAGGGGCUUAACAGGCGAGCCGAAGUGACUCUGGACGGCGUUUGGCCGAACGACAAGACGACCUGCACUCAGAUCAGGAGCCCCGAGCGCCUGACUGAGAUGAACUACGAGGGGCGGCUGGAGAAAGCCUCGCGCAAACAGGGAGCCCGUUUCCUGGAGUACAGACCUGAGACCGGAUCCUGGGUGUUCGAGGUGGCCCAUUUCUCCAAAUAUGGCCUCCAGGACUCUGACGAGGAGGACGACGUCCCGCCCAAAACCGACCCCAAGAAGCUGAAGACGACGAUGCCGCUUCCUCCCUCCAGGCUGCAGCAGACGCUCCCUCCCUCCCAGCAGCAGGUGGCGCCACAGGCUCAGUCCACUGUUGUCAUGGAGCUCCCGGGCGGCGUGGCGGAGCUGGACAGCGACAUGGCCGACAUCACCCAGAGCUUCCCGACAGAGAGCAUGCUGGGAGGAGAGGAGGACGGCGACCUGCUGGGGGGCCUGAUGGACACGGCCGGCGGGAAGCUCGGAGGUUUGAUCUCCGCAGAGCACGACGGCGUCUCGGCGUCCAGCCACAUGGCGUCCUCUCUGGGCAUCAACCCUCACACCCUGCAGAUCAUGAAGGCGUCUCUGUUUGCUGAGGACGAGGAGGAGAGCGACAUGUUCCAGGACCCGGGAGCGACGAAGGGGCCCGCUAACGUCUCGUCCCCUCGCAUCGUGGUGCCGGGAGCUCAGAGCCGACACUCCGUUGGGGGCCUCCUUCAGGCUCGCUUUACCUCCGGCUUCCUCGCUCAGCUGUCAGAUUCUCCCCGCCCUCCUCUUCAUCAUCCUCCUCCUCUGUCCCGGGCGUCUCCAGCAGCCGUCGAACCCUCUCGGCCCUUACACUGGGCGGGGCCGGGCCCCUCGUCCUUCCUGCUGCCGCACCAAACUCCAGAGCCUUCCGUCAGGACGGUCGGCGUCCGACGGCUGGGCGGCCCCGUCCCCCUCAAAGAGUCGGUCACUCAGGGGAAGGGGAGUCUGUUGAUGGACGCCGGCCUGUUUGCGGGUCGUUCGUUUCGGGUGGGGUGGGGUCCCGGCUGGACGCUGGCGCACUGCGGCCACCGGCUGAGCUCGCCGUCGGCCAAACGGCUGGACCACCAAGAACUGAUCACCAAAACAGACUUCAGCUUCCUGCCAAAACCUGCCAGGAGCAAACCGCUGAUCGAAAGCCCCUAUAAGGUGGUGUUGGAGCAGCUGGUGGGUCCGGAGCCUCCAGCAGUGAAGGCCAGUGAGGAGGAGGAGGAUGAGGAGAGCCAGGCGGUGCUGCAGCGCCCCCUGGAGAUCUGUCUGAAGCACAGCACAGUCGACACCACAGACGCCUCCGCCUGCCCUCUGGUCCGCCCGCAGCCCGGCGUGGCGGCGCUGCACGAGUACGCCGAGUGGAUCACGGAGCUGAACCGCAAGCAGGGAGACGCGGACCCCCUCCUGGCUUCCUGGGCCGAGGUCUGGACCCUGUGUGAGGCCUUGUGGGGCCGUCUGGGCCCCGCGGACGAAGAGCCAGACGUCGAGGCGCGCGGCGAGUAUGAGCAGCAGCUGGAGAGGAGGCGGACCUUCUCGGCCUGGCUGGCCCGCGGAGCCACCGGCAGGGUGGAGGAGGAGGCGGCGCUGGCGGGGAAGGGUCGCCACACGGAGGCCGUCUUCAGCUACCUGACGGGCAACCGCAUCAGUGAGGCGUGUCGCCUCGCGCAGAAGGAAGGAGACCACCGGCUGUCCCUGCUGCUGUCUCAGGCCACGGGCUCUCAGUACUGCCGGGACCUGCUGGCCCUUCAGCUGGCCGACUGGAGCCGCAUGCAGACCGACAGCUACCUGCCUGAGGAACGACUGCGCAUCUUCACGCUGCUCGCCGGGAAACCGCUGUGGCAGUCGUCUGAGUCGGUGGUGAACGUGUGCUCUCAGUUGGACUGGAAGCGCUGCGUGGCCGUCCACCUCUGGUACAUGCUGCCUCCGACCGCCUCCGUGGCCGACGCCCUCGCCAAAUAUGAAGCCGCCUUCCAGGGCUCGUGUGAGGGGGGGAAGUACGCCUGCCCUCCCCUGCCUCCGUACCUGGAGGAGGAGCAGCCGGGAAUGGAUGAUGAUGAGGAGGAGGAGGAGUCAAAGCGGCCGCUGCACGACCUCUGCUUCCACCUGCUCAAGCUCUACAGCGACAGACACUACAGCCUGCAGCAGCUGUUGGACCCUCUGACUGUCACCUGGGAGCGUCUGGAUUACCGUCUGAGCUGGCACCUGUGGGGCGUCCUGCAGGCGCUGCACUACAGCCACCUGAGCGCCUCGCGGCAGGGACUCCUCCACGCCAGCUACGCCGCACAGCUGGAGAGCGCCGGCCUCUGGCACAUGGCCGUCUUCAUCCUGCUGCACAUCCCCGACCACACUGAGCGGGAGCGAGCGGUGCGGGAGAUGCUGACCCUGCACUGCCCCCUGCAGGAGACGGACGAGUCGGUCCGGAGGGAGCGCUUCCUGACAGAGAGGCUGCUGAUCCCGGAGCGGUGGAUCCACGAGGCCAAGGCCACCCGAGCCCGCCGCGACGCCGACAGACACCAGGAAGCCCUGCACCUGUACCGUGCCGGGUACUGGAGCCAAUGUCACCGGCUGCUGAUCCAACAUCUGGCCUCAGAUUGCAUCAUCAACGACAACCACGACUACCUGCUGGAGUUCCUGGAGGGGCUGGCGGUCCCUGAACACAGCGCCACCAUCCAGGACUGGGACACUGCAGGGAGGGUUUACCUGGACUACAUCAGGGUCAUAAAGACCCUGCAGGACAUCCAGCAGAUGGAGAAUGCCGGCUACGAGCUGGAGCGUCUGUACACCGAGGUGACGUCUCUGUGCAGCAGAAUUGAGCUCCUGCCGUGCAGUACCGCCAGAGACCGGCUCGCCCAAUCAGAAAUGGCGAAGCGUGUGGCCAACAUCCUGCGUGUGGUGCUGAGCCUGCAACAGGGCGACACGGCGUCCGACUCCCUCAGCAUCCCGCUCGCCCAGCUGGCGCCGCACAUUACCCGCCUGCCAAUGCCAGAGGACUACACACUGGAGGAGCUGCGAGGACUCACGCAGUCGUACUUGCGGCAGCUCAUCGUAAGCCAAUGAGAGCAUGGGACCGGAGCGCAGGGAGGGGGCAGCUAACGACAAGUCUUUUUAGGUGUUCAAGUUCCAUCUGCUCAAACAUCACUAAACUCUGAAGCCACCUCGCAGUAAAAACUAAGUGGAGUUAAAGUUGAUCUGUCUCGUUUCUGAGAGUCUUCAGUCGAGGAGAACAGUUUGAGAACUGGAGUUUUUUUCAGUUCCACUUUGGACGCCGUCAGUUUGAGCUGCUUUCAAUUUUUCCAGAAGAAAAUGCUUCGAUAUGUCAUUCCUCAUCUGUGUGUGUGUGUGUUGCUUCAGGGCAGCAUUUUAAAAGAGAGCCAACAGACACGAAAUGACUCCUAAUCUAAACCAGCAGGCCGGCGGGCUUUAUUUAGCACAGUUAGCCAAUUAGCUAACCACGAUUCUCUCUCUGUCGGAACAGUGGACCCAAACGUGAACAGGGUCCCAAGAUUGACUGGCAGAACAAUCGACCUUUCCUCCGGUGAUGAUUGGAUUAUUUCAGCUCAAAAAGUAUUCAAAUAAAACAAGUAAAAGAAUCAGUGUUUGGUAGAACAGGUCGUGACUGAUAGACCAGUGAUGGCGGGUCGUCUCACAGGGUCACGAGCCAAAAAGGUUUUAGACCUCAGAGAGCAUUUUUUUUUUUCUGCUGCAGCUGGUUUCUGUUUGUUUCUGCUCAGCAUCAAAAUCUCUCCGCAGAGGUGUAACACGUGAUCAGAGUCCUGCGCUCAUUCAUGUCGACGUUUCGUUUCCUGCAGACUUUCAGAUCAGUUUGUGUUUAAACUGCAUCAUGUAAACAUAAUUAAUGGAUCUGCUUUCGUGGUGCAGUCCAGCUCACAAUCAACACUGCUUUUCAGUAAGUUUCUUGUGUCUGCAAAACUAAAACAGUUGAACACAUUAAACCGAGAGAUUUCAGAUUUUAUAUAUUUUAUAAUACAGAUUUAAAGUUCACUGACAAAACUCAAGGAAGUUUCAAGACACUGCGUAUAGAUUUUUGUGCAGAAAUGAACAGAAGCCACCGGAUGCCUGACAGCUUGUGUUUAUAUGUUAAAUCACCAAACACGUGACGUAUAUAUCAUUUGUCUUGUAGCUAAAACACACGGCUGUGGAUAAAAAUUACAUUCAGAGUCAUUUCCAAGUUGUCAUUGUUGGUGGUUCUUUCUCCGUGGGUUUUAAACGAGCAUGGAAGCGUAACCUUCAAACACUCGUUUGAUCUCCGACCCCGUCAGAAAGCUCCACAGCGUUGAUUAGCUCGAAUAUUUGGGUUUUAUUAUGAGUAAAUAAAAAACACCGUUUAGCUUAGCGUAGUGCGACAGUAGCACCUGUUCAUCUGUCAAUAUGUGAAUAAAGACGAUAAUCUUAAUAUUAAAGACGAGCGGUGAUGUCGUGCACACAGUUGCUUUUUUCUGUUGUUGGUUUUUUUGGAGACGACUCGACACGCAGAGUGUAAAAUGCCUAAUGGUCUAUUUUUGUAGAUUUCUUGUUUUUCUGUUUGGUUUGAAUGUGAAUCGGAAGAGUGCGUGCACGCGUAAACGACAACAAAAAAACAAGUGUUUUCUCUUAUUAGCACAUUGUUGCAGUUUGGUCGUCAGAUUUUCUAAAGUGAAGAGUUUCCCUCCAAAAGUGAGCUGCCAACCAGAGAUUUAACUGCAUGUAAUUAUAUAAAUACUGUAUAUUUUUGGAAAUUCAAACAGGGAAUAUCAGGUCAUUUUUAUCCUCCUCCUCUAAUUAUCGAUUACAUCGGAUGCAUGCAAAGUUUUUUGGAUUGAAACCCUUCACUUACGGACUGAUUGGUUGGUUGUUUUUCUUGUAGAUUAACUGUCAGCUUACAACAAUAUUUUGUUUUCUGAACAAACCAGAAGUUUUUCCUCCUGUUAAACGGUGUGUGUGUGUGUGUGUGUAGUUUAUAUGGAUGGGUACUGCUAUGUGUGUGUGUGUGUGUGUGCGUGCGUGUGUGUUUGUGUGUGCAUGUUUCCUGAUUUUUGUUGAUGACAAUUUUUAAUAAAGUCAAGUAGAAAUAAA
Messenger RNA from Micropterus salmoides (largemouth bass), 7808 nucleotides. It is a transcript of the gene nup98, whose product is annotated as nucleoporin 98 and 96 precursor. The transcript has 35 exons. Gene Ontology annotation, molecular function: structural constituent of nuclear pore. The record is from RefSeq and is a predicted model, not a curated record. Lineage: Eukaryota; Metazoa; Chordata; Actinopteri; Centrarchiformes; Centrarchidae. Gene Ontology annotation, biological process: protein import into nucleus; post-transcriptional tethering of RNA polymerase II gene DNA at nuclear periphery; RNA export from nucleus. Gene Ontology annotation, cellular component: nuclear pore cytoplasmic filaments; nuclear pore. The coding region runs from base 198 to 5792 and encodes 1864 amino acids.